AUGGAGACUUCUGAAACAAGCUACAAUAUUGAAAAACAUCUUCCUAUACUACAUUUGGACAAGGACUUAGCACCCUAUAUUAAGGAUAAAAUACAAAUGAGUUGGCGGAGAUCCGGUAACAUUAAUGAUCUACUUGUACGCAGUCAUUUCCAGGGAGGAAACACUAAAUUAAAAUCUAAAUCACAAGAAUUGUAUCUGAAGUAUGUUGGCAUCACCAUCCGCAAAUUUAAAGAGAGGAUUUUAGAACAUGUAGGGAACUGCCGAAAUGCAGCUACUGACCUCACCCGUAUGAGAAAACUAACCACAGUUGCUAGACAUUUCAACUCUCAUCAUAAGGACUUUACUAAGGAUCUGAAGAUCUUCGGUUUAGACAGAGACCCCGAAGUCUCACGGCUGCUUGCGGUCCCGGGCUGUGUGGAAACGGGUGUGCAGGCCUGCACACACCGCCACCGGCUCUCAGCAGUAACAGUGACGGGGCACCGGGAGACCACACAGGAAUAUUAUCAGCGGCUUCACCGUUCACCAGCCGCAGAGAAGAAGGGCUGCGGAAUACCCAAAAUAUCCCCGGUGGUGUCUGGUUAUGCCAGGAUUGUGAAUGGUGAAGAGGCGGUUUCAGGAUCUUGGCCCUGGCAAGUCUCCCUGCAGGACAGGACAGGAUGGCACUUCUGUGGUGGUUCCCUGAUUAGUAGCAACUGGGUGGUAACUGCUGCUCACUGUGGUGUUUUGAGCAGUGAUCGUGUUGUUCUUGGAGAACAUGAUAGAAACUCAAAUGCUGAGGCAAUCCAGGCUCUGGCUGUAGGAGCAGUCUUUACUCACCCCAACUGGGACACCAACGCCAUUAAUAAUGACAUUUCCCUGAUUAAGCUGGCAACUCCUGCUGUUUUUGGUAGCACAGUAUCUCCAGUGUGCCUGGCCAAUCCUGGUGAGGUAUAUGAUGAUGGUCGGAUCUGUGUUACCAGUGGAUGGGGAAAGACCAGAUACAAUGCUGUGCUCACCCCCAGCAAGCUGCAGCAGACUGCUCUGCCUGUGCUGUCUAAUGCUCUAUGCAAAACCUAUUGGGGUAACAACAUCAGUGACGUCAUGGUCUGUGCUGGAGCUGCUGGAUCCUCUUCUUGCAUGGGUGAUUCAGGUGGACCACUUGUAUGCCAGAGAGAUGGAGCUUGGACACUGGUCGGCAUUGUGUCAUGGGGAAGCAGCACAUGUUCCACAUCUUCUCCAGGUGUCUAUGCUCGCGUCACAGAGCUCCGCAGCUGGGCAGACCAGAUUAUUGCUUCCAACUAAAUACAUAAAGAGCAACACAGUUCAUUCUUGAAAAAAGAAAACUAUAGAUUUAAUAUUAUUGUUACAUUCAUUAAUCUAUUUGUCAUUUAUGGGUUUACUAAUGUUCAUUCAUGCGUGAAUAUUUAAAAAAUAUUAUGACUGUAAAAAUUGUAUUUCUCUUUUAUAUACUCUUUCGAAACUACUCUCACUGCUGCACAACAUUCAUCUAUAUAGCUAUACUAUAAAAGGUUGCAUGCAAGGUUGGAACUGCAAGAGGUACAGCCCCUAUGGGUCCCAGAGCUGAUAGGAAACUGUAAAUGCUAGGCUGUCCCACCUCUCUGGGGCACCCACGCUGCUCUCAAAAGAGCCAAUGCAUGCAAUGGACUUUACCUACUCAGAAGAGGCCUGGGAGGCUAGAGCAAUAUCACCAGAGGGCCCCUAUCCAAAUUUUGCUAUGG
This is a messenger RNA of Pseudophryne corroboree (corroboree frog), 1718 nucleotides long. RefSeq names its product chymotrypsin B-like. The record is from RefSeq and is a predicted model, not a curated record. Bases 1 to 1281 code for a protein of 426 amino acids. Gene Ontology annotation, molecular function: serine-type endopeptidase activity. The transcript has 9 exons. Gene Ontology annotation, biological process: proteolysis. NCBI's taxonomy places the organism in Eukaryota, Metazoa, Chordata, Amphibia, Anura, Myobatrachidae.